GAAGUUAUGUAUUCCCAUCGAACAGGUACUAAUUGCCCUGAGAUAUUAUGCAACGGGGAGUUUUAUGCAAGUGGUUGGAGACACGGUCGGGGUAGAUAAAUCAACUGUCAGCCGCUGCAUCACUAGAGUUUCCACAGUUCUUGCCUCUAAAGCAGGCGAUUUCAUUAAAUGGCCAUCAGAAGACAGAAAGCGUGAAAUUAAAAAUGGAUUUUAUGAAAAUGGUGGAUUUCCUGGAGUUAUAGGAUGCAUUGAUGGCACCCACGCGAGGAUACAGGCCCCUGCACAAGAUGAACCGUCCUUUGUAAACCGCAAAGGAUACCACAGUAUAAACGUUCAGGCUAUAUGUGACCAUGAGGGGCGUUUCACAAAUCUGGUAGCCAGAUGGCCAGGCAGUGUGCAUGAUAGCCACAUCUUAAGAUGCUCGAAAAUUCUGGAACAUCUGGAGUUAACGCAUAAGCGUGUGGAGGAUGGCAUAGUCUUAGGUCAUGUAGGUGAUAGCGGUUAUGGAUGCAAAAGCUUUUUGAUGACACCGUUCAUGAGACCGACAGAGGAUUGCCAUGAAAGGUUUAAUAGAGCACAUACUAAGACCAGAUGUUGUAUUGAAAGGACAUUCGGCUGGUGGAAAAAAAGAUUCAACUGUUUACAUUCUGGAGUACGUGUUCACCCAGAAAAGGCUUGCACUAUGAUUAUGGCAUGUGCAGUGCUCCACAACAUUGCUUUAAACUUCAAGGAACCAAUGGAUGAUGCUGAUGAGGUUGAUGAUGCGUGUAUAGAUAUACCCUUUAGAGGUCCAGAGGAAGGUCGUACUGUACGUGACCACAUUUGCAGAGCAUUCUUUGGUUAA
Mytilus trossulus (common blue mussel) is the source of this 844-nucleotide messenger RNA. RefSeq names its product putative nuclease HARBI1. The record is from RefSeq and is a predicted model, not a curated record. Lineage: Eukaryota; Metazoa; Mollusca; Bivalvia; Mytilida; Mytilidae. The coding region runs from base 65 to 844 and encodes 259 amino acids. The transcript has 2 exons.